This is a messenger RNA of Schistosoma haematobium, 2105 nucleotides long. Its product is annotated as Spindle assembly abnormal protein 6, variant 2. Gene Ontology annotation, biological process: pseudouridine synthesis; box H/ACA snoRNP assembly; ribosome biogenesis. Bases 1289 to 1723 code for a protein of 144 amino acids. The record is from RefSeq and is a predicted model, not a curated record. Gene Ontology annotation, cellular component: sno(s)RNA-containing ribonucleoprotein complex. Gene Ontology annotation, molecular function: RNA binding. The transcript has 8 exons. Lineage: Eukaryota; Metazoa; Platyhelminthes; Trematoda; Strigeidida; Schistosomatidae.
GAAUGACAAGGAGCGCGAAUAGCGACCUGGCGCGAAUGUUCAACUGACAACUGCCUGUAGCUUUUGCCUAUCGUCCAUACCGAAUGUUAGACACUGCAGAUGAACCUGUUUCGACCGCGAAUAGUUCUCCCAAAAAUAUGGACAAACUAAAAUUACCAUUUAGAAACUAUGAAACCUCUUCAUCUUCAGAGAUUUCGUCUGACAGUGAGCCCGAAUUAAUUGAAAGAUCUGUAAUCCAGAAACCCAAGGAUCCAGCCUUUUUAAUUCCACCCGACUAUACCUUACAGUCAGUGGAAGAUUUGGCUGCAGAUAUAAAAGUUUCGUUACUCGGAAAAAUAUCUCAAGUUUUUGAUAAAUACGGUAAACUUUUGUUGCUUGCAUCAGUCUUAAAAUUCAUAUGUUUAAAUGAUAAUGUGAUACCAAACAUUGUGUUCAGUAAUUGCAAACAGAUUUUUUCAAUAUGAACUGCGCAAAUGACAUGCUACUAAUUUGAUUUCGGAUGUGUAAAUAUAUGAUUAUGGUCUACUGAGUUCAUAUGAUACUGUCUCGUCGAAAGUUUUAUGGAUCGUUUCCGUGCGUACAAUAGUGCUAAUUGUGUCACAAAAGUGUGUGGAAUACAUGAACAAUUUUAAGAGUAAUCAAUUUUCCCCCAAUUUAUCUCAAAGAUUUAUUUUACUGUUACAUUGUACCUAAUUCACUUUACUUUUCAGUUGUCAUCCGUUCGAUUAAUUCGGCAGUUGUACUGAAUGAGCGAUCUGUGCUUUUUCUGGAAGACGGCAAGCAUCUGGGUGAGGUUUAUGAAACAUUUGGCCCAGUACGUACUCCAUUUUAUCUGGUGAUCCUUUCCAAAUCAUUUUGUGUACCCGAGUUAAGAAAUGAUCGGAUCUCAGGUUCACGCAAUUAUACAAUUUCAAAAUCAACGAACUAUUCUGAAAAUUUGGAACCUCAAACACCAAUUGAAUCAGUUACUAAUACUCAACUUGAUAAUGACAAUUCACUUAAUGAUAGCAGCAGUCAGAAUCCUUGUGAAAUUGAAAUACCAAUUACUGACAACAGUGAUGCUAUCAAUUAUGAAGAAAAGAUAAAAGUUAAUCAUUCAUUGAAAGAAAUAUCCGUGUUCUAUGCACCCGAUAUACCUGAACUCACUAUUCCUGUCUUUUACAACCAAUUAAUUGCUAGUAACACCAAAGGAUCAGAUGCAUCUUGGGUAGGCGAUACGGAACCACCUCCUGAGGCACUGGAAUUUUCAGACGAUGAACGAGAAAAACUGUAUAAACGCGCGUUAAAGAUGAAACGAAAAUCACAGACACCAGAACCAACAAACUCAACCCAAAUGUUAAGCCGGCCAAAGAAACAUGAUAAGCGGCAUAGUAAACCAUCAUUUGCUGUAAAGAAACAUCAAACUGCAUUUGCGUCGAGCGUUCAACCCGUAGAUCGUGCCUGUGGAUAUUCACUUCAACAACAAUCCUGUAGCCUAAGACCUUGCUUGCCCAUCCAAUCACCAAAUCACUGGAAUAUGUAUCCUAGCGUUCAACCUCAAUGGCAAAAUCCGACUUAUGGUCACAGCACCUGGCCUUCCGUACCUUCAUACCAUCCGACAGUACAGAAUCCUUACCCAUAUGUACCGCGAAACCCAGUGCCGCCACAUCCAUUUUCAUAUCAUUAUGCUCUCCCUGAAGAACCUUACCAACAGAAUUCGUGGUCACCGUAUGCUCCAUCGUGAUUACAAAAUUAUUCAACGUUUCAUAAACCAUUUAUGCACAAAAUAUAAAUAUAUAAGUAUAUAGCGAUUAAGUGAUCUUUUUUAUUAUCAUAUACCAAAUAUUAUUUUACUACCAUCUUAUAGUUUUUAAGCUUGACUGUACACAAGCGUAGUUUAUACAAUAGUAGCACCUGAAAUCUACCUUAGUACUCAGGUGUAUACAUGUUGGGGACGUUAGAUCCCCAGAACUCACUUGUGAAAGGACCUAAUUUUGUAACUUUAUUUAGAAAAUUUGAAUUUCUUUGUUUCCGCGCCAAAGACGCUCUUGUCACUAUGUCGUAUUUCCCACUGGGAAAUAUCUUGAAUGCUAUCGGUCCGUUGCGUCUUUUAGUAUGCUAUUUGG